AAAGUAUAAAGCACCAACUUUGCAUUCCUCUUAUAAAUAUGCAAGAAACGAUAUCACUGCCUCUAUAUACAUAUAUGCUCAUCGCAAAGAAUCAAAUACCAUAAUCCUUAGGGUUUAACGAAGCUUAAUCACGCAAAAUCUCCCAAUUAGCAGACUGAUUUUUCGAAUUUCAGAGAGACGAAGAAAGAGGAGAGAGAGAGAGAGUACGGGUAAAGGAUUGGGAUUUUUUAUUGAAGGGGAUGGGAGGAUGCUUUUCGGAUGUGAGGGGAGGCAAGGACGCCGUGGGCGGGGACCUGCCGAGGCCCACCGAACCGAACGCCAACAACGACGGCGCUCACAACGAUGCCAUUGAAUUCUUUUACAGGGCGCAUGGUGCUUACCCGCUUUUUACGCAACUCGAGUUAUCCUUUUCAGCUUCCAAGUUGCUGGAUCUUGAUGUCACUUCAAAGAGUGAUCCUAUGGUGGUUGUAUACCUCAAGAAGAAUGAUGGUAAGCUAGAGGAACUUGGGCGAACUGAAGUCAUACUGAACAAUUUAAAUCCGGUAUGGAUUCAGAAAGUUUCAGUAGCUUAUCAGUUCGAGACGGUGCAGAAUUUGAUAUUCCGUGUCUACGAUGUUGAUACACAAUACCACAAUGUACCUGUAAAGACUCUGAAUUUGAGGGAUCAAGAGUUUCUUGGAGAAGGCAGUUGUGUCCUUUCAGAGAUUGUGACUAAACAAAAUCGAAGUUUAACAUUGACUCUGAAAGGCAAAAACGGGCAGGGAGGUUUGAGAAACUUUGGAACACUCACCGUGCAUACCGAGGAAACUAUUGCUUCUAGGAGUGCUGUAGAGAUUAAAUUCCGCUGUGCCCACUUGGACAACAAAGAUCUCUUUUCUAAAAGCGAUCCCUUCUUAAGAAUAUCAAGAACUGUUGAGACUGGGGGUUCUAUUCCAAUUUGCAAGACUGAAGUGGUGGAUAACAAUUUAAACCCGACCUGGAAACCAUUAUGCCUGAGUAUGCAACAGUUUGGAAGCAAGGAUACCCCAUUGGUUAUUGAGUGUUUUGAUUUCAAUAGCAAUGGCAACCACAUUCUUAUUGGGAAACUCCAAAAAUCAGUAGCAGACCUUGAAACACUAUUCAAAGAAAAAAGUGGGGUGAACUUUUUUAUUCCAUCUUCUCGUGCGGGUCAUGAAAAGGUUUUGAAGGGUCAGCUAUUUGUGGAUCAAUUUUGUGAGAAGGAACAAUUCAGCUUUGUUGACUAUAUAUCUAGUGGAUUUGAGCUUAACUUCAUGGUUGCAGUUGAUUUUACGGGUUCAAAUGGAGAUCCUAGAAAGCCCGAGUCUUUGCACUAUAUUGAUCCGUAUGGCCGGCUGAAUUCUUACCAGCAGGCUAUAACAGAAGUAGGACAAGUCAUUCAGUUCUACGAUGCUGAUAAGAGUUUUCCUGCUUGGGGCUUUGGAGGAAGGACGGCUAAUGGAACUGUAUCACACUGCUUCAACUUGAAUGGAAAUGCAAGUGAAUCUGAGGUUGUCGGUGUUGAAGGCAUAAUGGCUGCUUAUGACAGCGCUGUACGCAAUGUUGCUCUGUCAGGACCGACGUUGUUUGGCCUAGUGGUUAACAGGGCUGCUGAAAUUGCCGCCAGGUCCCUCUCGUCCAACAACAAGUACUACGUCUUGCUCAUUAUAACGGAUGGAAUCCUCACCGACCUUCAAGAAACAAAAGAUGCUCUGGUGAGGGCAUCUAAUCUUCCUCUAUCAAUCCUCAUCGUUGGAGUCGGUAAUGCAGAUUUCAAACAAAUGGAGAUCCUUGAUGCUGACAACGGGCAACGAUUAGAAAGCUCUACAGGUCGCAUAGCUAUGCGUGACAUUGUCCAGUUUGUUCCAAUGAGAGAUGUGCAAACAGGUGGGCAGAUUUCUGUUGUUCAAGGUCUUUUGGAAGAGCUGCCCGGACAGUUGUUGAGUUACAUGCGUUCCAUGGACAUCAAGCCGCUCAUCUUCAAUGCCGCUGCCCAAGUAUCACCUGCCUGACCGUCGACGGAUUUCUUCUUUCGUUUCGAGUCCCGCCAUAACACCGGCUGGCCGAAGAAUAGCCUUAGAAAUUCCAUUACAAAUAUUAGCUAGUGAUUAGUUAGUUGAGGGUGCUUUAUGAAAUCUUCCAGCACAAAACAUGUUUAGUUAGUUAAGGAUGGUUUUGAAAUCCACUGCGACAAACAUGAAGCAGUUCAAUCUCAAGCCGAAAAAUAAAGAGAAAGAUCACAUUAACUAUGGCAAAUCUUUGUACCCUUGUAAAGGGACAUCACGAAUACUUUGUUGUAUCGAGCAUUCAUGCUAAUGCAGUGUGAAAUGUUGAUAUGAAUGCUCGAUACUACAACGCAUUUGAUAUUACAAGGCAUUCGAUAUUACAAGGCA
Messenger RNA from Pyrus x bretschneideri (Chinese white pear), 2390 nucleotides. RefSeq names its product protein BONZAI 3-like. Gene Ontology annotation, biological process: cellular response to calcium ion. The coding region runs from base 240 to 2009 and encodes 589 amino acids. Lineage: Eukaryota; Viridiplantae; Streptophyta; Magnoliopsida; Rosales; Rosaceae. The transcript is spliced from 16 exons. The record is from RefSeq and is a predicted model, not a curated record. Gene Ontology annotation, molecular function: calcium-dependent phospholipid binding. Gene Ontology annotation, cellular component: plasma membrane.